This is a messenger RNA of Mobula hypostoma (lesser devil ray), 8621 nucleotides long. RefSeq names its product nucleoporin 214 (gene nup214). The record is from RefSeq and is a predicted model, not a curated record. Gene Ontology annotation, biological process: protein import into nucleus; RNA export from nucleus. Gene Ontology annotation, cellular component: nuclear pore. The transcript has 36 exons. Gene Ontology annotation, molecular function: protein binding; structural constituent of nuclear pore. Lineage: Eukaryota; Metazoa; Chordata; Chondrichthyes; Myliobatiformes; Myliobatidae. The coding region runs from base 1578 to 7865 and encodes 2095 amino acids.
CCUUACUAUGGAUACUGAUUGAGCAAAUAAAGGUUGAGGUUCAUUAUUGUUUGAAUGUGUCAAAAUCAAGGGAUAUUCAAAAUCAGAAUCAGGUUUAAUAUCACCAGCAUAUGUCAUAAAAUUUGUUAACUUUACAGCAACAGUGCAAUGAAAUCCAUGAUAAAUCAAUAUUGAGAAAAUAAAUGGAAUUACAGUAAAUAUAUACUGUAAUAGACAUUAAAUAGUUAGGUUAAAAUAAGCAACACAAAAAAAACAAAUUAAAAAAAAAAGUAGUGAGAUGGUGUUCAUGAGUUCAAUGUCCAUUUAGGAAUCAGGUGGCAGAGGGGAAAGAGCUGUUCCUGAAUCGCUGAGUGUGUGCCUUCAGGCUUCUGUACCUCCUUGCUGACCGUAGCCAUGAAAAAAGGGCAUGUCCUGGGUGGUGGGGGUCUUUAAUGAUGGCCACUGCCUUCCUGAGGCACCGCCCCUUGGAGAUGUCUUGGAUACUGCGGAAGCUAGACUCCAUGACAGAGCUGACUAAUUUUACAAGUUUCUGUAAACUUACUUAGAUUUUAUGCAGUAGUAGUCCCCCCUACCCCAUAUCAGAUGGUGAUGCAGUCAGACAGAAUGCUCUCCGCAGUACAUUUGUGGAAGUUUUUGAGUGUUUUGGUUGACAAACCAAAUCUCCUCAAACUCUGAAUGAAAAUAGCCCCUGUCUUGCUUUCUUCAUUGCUGCAUCGAUGUGGAGGAGGACAGCAAGGCCUUUUGUAUGGCUGCUCUGUUAUGUUCUAGAUACUUUGUCCAGUGUCCUAUGAGCGCAGGCCAUAGUGGGUCCCAAAAACAUGAGGUGUGGACAAUGGUAAAGUUGCAUGGGUGCUAAAUAGCAAAAAUUAGACACAAUAGACAGAUUCAAUCGAUUAUCAAAGUUCUGCAGCUGCGACUUUUAUUCAUGAAUAAUGGUAGACAACCGAGCAACUAAUAAGAAGAGUAAGGAUAUCUAUCUCCAUAACAAUAGUGGACCUCAUGCUAAAGGCUGAAACAUUUGUAAUCUUGUUUGCCAGUCAUGUCUAAUAGUCUAUGGUACUAUUUGAAAGUGAGCUGAGUUGGACCCCAAGACCUCCCAAUUAUUAACAAUAAUUUGGCAUUACCAAACGGAAAGUUAAAGUGUUUUUUAUAUGUCAUUUUGCCCUCUUUUGGAAGCUAUUGAGAAUAAAUUGAGGGCAACGAUUUGCACAUUGUGGCAUUUGGAGGGCUCUAAAACAUUCUGGAGUUUCUAAAAGUGCUAUAAAAAUGCAUGUUCUUCUUCACGUGGAUAAGACUCAAGCGAAGAACCGAAGUUCUAACGUUCAGCAAAAAUGUGUUAGAUAUAAGCAUUUACAACUUUAACUCAGUUCUCCACGCCCGGACCGGAGUGACGCGAUGCCACCUCCCGCCCUGACGCCGGCGGCUCGGGAGCUGUCAAUCCGCCCGUUCACUCUCGCGUGACUUUGACAUCGAUUGUGAAGAGAUACCGGAAAUGACGCGUGUUGUGGCCUGCUUGAGCCGGGACCUGGUGGCUGCUGUUCGCAGUUUGGUUGGCGGCGGGAAAUAAGUGACUUACGAUGGGGGAUGCUGUGGCCGCUGCCCCCGACAGGGAGAUGAAGUACUUCAUGUUUCGACAAAUGAAGAGAAUCCGUGUCUUUCAGUCUCCUGAUGAAUUGCCGAAGGACAGGGUCAAUCUCCUAGUCAUCUCCAAUACUUACGGACUCACUUUUAUGGGAGGCAACGGAGGCCUAAAAAUUAUCAGUAGUGAAUACAUUUCUUUGGCUGACAAGGAAGAAGGAAGUAUAAAUGAAAUUAUUGAAGAUGCACCUUUUAUGACAGUUAGUUUGAAGUUCCCUGUGCACCAUAUUGCUCUCAGUUGUGACGAAUUCACCCUUUCUGUUGCCAUGGUGUCAGAAGAGCAUGGACUGGUCAUUUGUUUCUUUGACGUUCGAACGUUGCUAAACAAGGAGAAAUCUCAGAAACGACCAUUUUUGCACUACAAGCCAGGAAAAAACUGUACAGUGUUGGAUUUAAAAUGGAACCCCACGGUAACUUCCAUCCUGGCAAUCUGCAUGUCAGAUGGAAGCGUAACAAUAUUGGAGGUUACUGAUGUUAUUAAACAACAUGCCAGCCUUCCAGCCACAGCUGGCAUCACUUCAUUAUGCUGGAGUCCAAAAGGGAAGCAGUUGGCUGCUGGCAAGCGAGAUGGAACAGUAGUUCAAUAUUCACCGACAUUGCAAGAAAAGAAGGUUAUCCCUUGCCCACACUUCUACAGUUCAGAUAACCCAGUUAAAGUUUUGGAUAUACACUGGAUCAGUACAUAUGUCUUCACUGUAGUGUUUGUAGCUGCAGAUGGAUCCUUGGAAAACCCUCCUGAACUUGUGAUUAUUUCCUUAGCGAAAAAGGAUGAGAAGAAAGAGGACCAAUUUUUGAACUUUAAUGAGCUGUGUUUUGGAGUGACAACAGAGAGACAGCACCAUUACUAUCUUCACUACAUUGAAAGCUGGGAACUUCUCGUUGCUGCGUCAGCAGCAUCCAUUGAAGUUAGUGUCAUUGCUCGGCAACAGGACAAGGUCAACUGGGAAGUUUGGGUCCUCGAAGAUGCAGCUCGGGCAGAACUUCCCGUGACCGAGAACAGUGAUGACACCAUGCCUGUUGGAGUUGCUAUUGAUAUCACCAGUCAAACUCCCGUAAAAGUUGGUGAUGAGAAGAUUUAUGCUCCUUCUCCUAUCUUGAUGCUGCUCACAACCGAAGGGCUCCUUUGUCCAUUCCACAUGCUCAACUACAACCCCGGAGUGAAAUCAGUAGUGAAGCCAUCAGUAUGUCCACGUCUUGAAGGAGAAAGAGAACCUCCCUCAUCUCAACCAUCAGUCCCUGCUCCUGUAUUGUCGCCGCUGCAGACUUCAACUGCACCGUCACGACCCUCUUCAAAAAUUGUGCAGCCUGCUGCUGCUCAUCAUUCACCUGCUUUCCCGUCAGUGGGCUUGCCUGCUUUAGCCCGCUUUUCAAAUAACACAAUGGCACCUCAGGCUACAAUAAUGCAACCUGAAGCAGGUCCUGCAGAUGGCACUAAUGUUGAGAGUGGAACUUCUGCCGCACCUACCAAAGACUGGCCUUCCUCUUAUACUUUUGGUUCCAGUUCUUCCUGGGACUCUGAUGUCGAUGACAUGCAAAAGCAGAAGGCUCUUGCCUCUCCCAAGUUUGUUCGGUUCUCAGAUUUAGAAUCAACCAAAGUUUUAUCUGACUCAUCAUCUGAAUCAUUGCAGCAGCAGUCCAGCUCAGAAAGUGAACUGUCACUUGUGCAGUCCUUAGGUCAUGCACCAAAACCAUUCCAUGAUGCAAGAACAAUCUCUGCUGCUGUGACCCGAAGUGCAUUGGGCUCUGCUGCUGCAAUUCCUGCUCCAAAGUCUUGCCCUACUCAGACCUCCACAACAACAAAGAUUUCCGCAUCUGAUCUGGAAAAGCAACUGCAACAACAGCCAACCUCAGACCCAGUGAUGAUGGGAAUCAUGGAGGAGAUUGCUCUUUUUCAGAAGGAGUUGGACGAGUUAAAGGCUCGCACGGCAAGUGCUAACUUUGUGAUUGGCAGCCCAAAAGACAUGGCUAACCUAAAAUUUGAUGUAGAGUCAUUCAACGAUUUCCUGUUGAAGAUCAAGGAGACUACAGAGUCCUUGCAUGGAGAUAUGGGCACCCUGAAAACUGAGAUGCUGGAAGGAUUUGCUGCUGUGGAAGAUGCAACUGCACAAAAUCAGCGACGCAUGGACAAGAAUUACCUUCAGCUUCUUCGCCGAAAACCACUUGAUCCAAAGAGUAUAACUCAACGUAAUGAAAUACGCUAUCUGCAUCAAUACGUGAAGUUUGCAGUACAAAGCGUUAAUAAUAUGCUGGAUUUGGAAUGGGAGAAAUACCAGGAAAAGAACAAGAAACACAAGCACUUGCUUCUACCAGAGAGGGAAGUACUGUUUAAUGCAUUGGCAAGUCAUCAUGAGGUUAUUAACCAGCAGGAUAAGAAGAUAAAUGAAUUGAUAAACAGCCUGCAGAAUCUCCGCUUAUAUAAUCAGACCUCCAAGUGGUGUGUGCCCAAUGACAAAUGUCUGAGUGACCAAUGCUGGAAUACAGAACUGGAGAUGCUUCGCAAUGUUCUGAUGAAAACUACUUUGGAUUCUGCACCAAAGCUAACUCCAAGUAGCCCUGGCAAAGUAUCUCCAAUGAAGCAAUCUCAGCUACGGAAUUUCCUUUCAAAAAGGCAGACUCCUCCUGUACGAUCUACUGCACCAGCUAAUUUGUCCAGGUCUGCAUUUCUAUCGCCAAAAUGUUAUGAGGAAUUGGAGGAUUCAAAUCAAACCAUCUCUGCAUUGCCACAUCCAGAAAAAGCAGUUAUUCAGACUGAAGAACCAGAGGAGGCAUCAUCCAAGCAUUCCCCGGUUGCAAGACAGUCAUCCUUCACACCGGCAUUAAUCACUGCACAGUCAACUCCCUUUAGCAAAGUUCAGCCCCCUGUCCAUGCAGUAGUUCCAAAGCCAAUAGGUAAGAUGGUGAAGCAAGGACUGCUUGUCCCUGAGAAGCCAGUCACCAGCGUUCCAGCUGCCCAAGCUGCUGCCCAGGCAGCUGUUCGGAGACAGAUGACUAAUCUCGCAGCAGAAGUGGCAGUGAAGAAUGCUUCUCAGUUAAUCAAUACACAAAUGCUGAAAGAAACAAACCAAACUCCGAGCCUGUCAACUAUCAUCAGCGCAUCUACACCAGUCUCAAAUGCAGAUGUUAAUCAUCAGGACUUGACGAAAGUACCCUCAGACCAGAUCAAACCAGUAUCUUCAAUGGUGCCCCCUGAAACUAGAUUAACUCUGUCAGAAUCCUCAUCAACGUCAUCUGUAAAAAGUUUUACCUUCGCUGCUCCCACAGGGGGUCAAGUGCAAAGUCUUUUGAAAUCUGAAAAUGUCAUUUCUGCUCCCCAAAAAAUCUCCUCGUUUCCAGGAGCCUCUUCUGGGUUCCGUUUUGCAAAUCCAAGCACCACCUCCUUAAAUGCUCUGAAUGGCAUCACACUGGGGACACCUGGAAGUACCAAAGAAACUCUUCCCACCAGCUUUGGAGUAACUAAGCCUGCCUUUGGAUCAAGUACUGAUGUCCCCUUUUCCUUUGGGACCGCAAAGACCAUCCCUAGCUCCGCUUCUUCACUUGAGCCCUCUUUAUCUGGGUCCACUACUUCUGGCAGUAGUGUUUGCGUAAGUUCAGAUCAAGCAUCAGAGAGCCAGUUUACAAGUGGAACACCCACUGAGCCUGCCACUCUCGGUACAACAAGCCAAACUGAGGUGCAGCAGUCAAGAGCCGAGCUCCACCCUUCCAAAUCUGGGACUCAAUCUUCCACAACAGAGUUUCAAGCACCUAAAGUCCAGCAGCCUCAGCAACCGUUACCCAAGCUUGAAAUGACACAGCAACAGCAGCUGCUGCCGCUGCCCAAGUCUGAGGGAGAGCAGCAGCAGCAGCCUCUGGCCAAGCCUGAGCCAGUACUGCAGCAACUGCCACCACCCAAGCCUGAAGCAUCACUCCAGCAGCAGCAACAAUUGCCACCUAAGCUUGAGUUGGCACCGCAGCAGCAGCCGCCGCCCCCCAAGCCCGAGGUGGUGGAGCAACAGCCGACACCCAAGCCUGAGCCGGCACUACAGCAGCAGCCACCCCCCAAGCCCGAGGUGCAGCUGCCAUCCAAGCCUGAGGUGGCACAGCAGCCACAGUUGCCCAAGCCUGAAAGCAUUUUCUUUCAGGGCAGCACUGGAGGAGUCACGAUCGGCAGCUUCUCUGGUCUAGUGGUCAAUCAGAUGGAUGAUGCCACCAAAUUGGAUAAAUCUCCACAGGGGAGUUUCAGCUUUGCGCAAACGCCUAGAACAUCAGCAGCACCUCCAGCUACUUUGCCUUUUGGGAAUGCCUUUCCACUGGCAAAGUUAGAUACCACGGAAGCAACGACAGCUGUAUCUGUUGACAACAAACAGUCUGGACCAUUAUUUUCCAAUGUUCCUACAACCAAUGCUGAAUCUUCCAGUUUACGUGGUAGUUUGUCAUCAGCAUCUAGUAAGUCCAGUUCCAUUUUUAAGCCUAACAGUUCUGUGCAGAGUCCUGCUUCUGUUACCGCAGCAGGUAGUGUCCAAGGUUCAGGCUUCACAGGAUCAUUAAGCUCUUUGGCUUCCGAAACUGCAAUAGUUUCUGAAGCUUCAAAGCUGCCUACUUCCGAAGAGAAGAAAGAAACUGGCAGUGGGAGCCUCUCCAUUUCAAGUUCCUCUGAAAAACCAGCUUUGGAGCUAAAGAGUGUUCCACCAGUGUCAGCUGGCGCACCAAAUAACACAGGAAUUACAAGUGCACCGUCUAGUCUUGUUUCACCAGCUGUUACUGUGACUAGUUCCUCUGCUGUUCCAUCUUUAGCCUCUGUAAGUGCUCCAACUGAAGUAGCUGCUACAACAGAAUCCAGCCAGACUUCAGCAGCAUCUGUUGCCUCAUCCAUUGUUUAUCCUCAGUCCACUGCUGCCAUUGUGUCAGGGAGCAGUGGUACCCCUGUCAGCACCAGUGCUGCCUUACCACAACAGCUUGGGACUUCCUCCCAGCCCAGCUUGGCCUCACUCUUGGUGUCCCCACAUGUCAACUCCAGCACACCUGUGUCCGUGUUCAACCAAACUGAAAAUAAGGAUCUAUCCUCAGGACUAAUGCUCAGUCAACAAAAUUCAGCAUCCUCCCUAGGUGCUGUACAAGCCUCAUCAAGCAAAUCUGAUGCCACCAACUCUCCUUUUACAGGCAGUACCUCAGCCGUCAAUUUUGGAAAACCAGCCUUUGGCCAGACUAAUGCUAUGGGCUUUGGUCAACCUGCCAGUACCUCCAGUGCUGGGUUCAGCUUUACACAACCAACGUUUGGAUCACCAUCAGUCUUUGGUCAACCCACUUCUGCUGCACCAUCUGCGCCGACUGCCAGUCCCUUCAGUGGGCCGUCCAAUGCCAAUGCAUUUUCAUUUGGCACCCCACCUUCCAGUGGUGGGGUAAUGUUUGGGCAAUCAAGUGCUCCUGCAUUUGGACAAAAUACCAAUUAUGGUCAAGCACCUAGUUUUGGAUCCAGCACAUCGGCAACUCUUGCACCUGGAUUUAAUUUCCAGCCUUCAGGCUUCACUGGUUCUUCGGCAGGCAGUGUGUUUGGUCAGUCUGCAAAUACCAGCAGCGUAUUUGGUCAGGGUGCCAAGGGAACAGUCUUUGGCUCUUCAACUGCUCCGACUGGGUUCUUCAGUGGACUGGGGGGAAAGCCAAGCCAAGACGCAGCCACUAAAAAUCCAUUCAGACAGAUAGGUUUUGGAACUGCUGACUCUUCAAAUGCAUCCAGUCUGUUCGGGAACAGCGGUGCUAAGGCUUUUGGCACUUUUGGAGCAGACCAGAAGUCUCCAGGCUCAUUCAGUGCUGGCUCUAGUGUUGCAUCCCAAGGAUUUGGCUCCUUUUCCACUCCACCAAAACCUGCAGGUAGUUUUGGUGCUGCGCCAGUGUUUGGCAGUUCUCCGGCCUUCGGGGGUGCCCCAACUUUCGGUGGAUCACCAGCAUUUGGUGGGUCACCAGCUUUUUCAUCUCCUAUGGGUUCCUCAGGAGGCAAGGUGUUCGGUGAAGGAACAGCAGCUGCCAGUGCUGGAGGGUUUGGUUUUGCAAACAAUCCCAGUGCACAGACCUUUGGAAGCCUAGCAAAUCAAUCCAGUGCGGCAACAUUUGGAUCUGUAUCACAACAGGGAUCAGCAUUUGGCACACAAGGAACAAGCUUUUCAGGCUUUGGAUCUAGUGGAGGCGGGUUUGGAAGUGGUUUUGGAUCCACAAAUCAGUCCAGUCAGUCAUUCACAAGUGGAUGGAGGGGCUGAAUUCAAUGCAACUUUGCUUUGAAUAAUUAAAAAAUAUAUUAUGUUAUAUAUAAUGCAUAUAUAAGUAUACAUUUAUAUAUAACAUUUAUACUUGUAUAAUGUAUAUAAAUAUACAUGAAGAAAUGGUAUUUGGUAUGACAGGAGGUACCAUAAUUGGUGCGAUUUACAGUGAAUAAAAAUGCAAACCUUUGAACUCACAGGUUACUGUGCAGUACAGGGCGAAGUCAUAUCCUGAGGAAAUCAUGCGGGGGGAAUCAAUGUCACAUGGUGUCAUAAAAAAUACUGUAUUUUGUCAAAUAAAAUUCUUUUUAAUUUUGGCCUAACUUCCCAUUUUUGUUGAUGAGAUGCUGCUGAAAGUUUAACCCUUUAUCCUUUUAAGUCUUCCACAGUCACGAUGUUCCAUUUUUUUUCUCAGAACGAUAUACAAAUAUAUUGCUUUUCCUAACACCUCUGUGAAGAUUUUGCAGUAUUCAAUUUCAGAAUGUGCAUUGCUCCAUCGAUAACAAGAAGAAUUUGAAUUUUUGUAAAGACUAAGUUUUAAAAUCAUGUGCAAGACCCUAGGGACAAUGUGGUAAAGUUAGAAGUGAUGCACAAUUAUGUUCAAGAGCAAAAGAUAUAUUUGAAAUCCCGUGGUUUAAUGUUUCCUGCAAUCCCAUGAUAUUCUGAAUUGCUUCAUAGUUGCAAUGUAAAUGAAGAUCAAAGCAAACUGCUGAUGCUAGAAAGCUUAAAAAAAAACUGGUGCUGUAAGUACUUAAC